Messenger RNA from Drosophila virilis, 8174 nucleotides. The record is from RefSeq and is a predicted model, not a curated record. Lineage: Eukaryota; Metazoa; Arthropoda; Insecta; Diptera; Drosophilidae.
CGGCUAAGGUACAUGACAUUUUGCUGGAUCCCAUAUUCAUAUUUUAACAAGCGUUUUCUCUGCAUACAUGUCUGCAUUACGAUUGCCAAUAUUGCGUAUAUUUAACGAUAUUUGGACGUUUUUGUUCAUCUCUAAUGUCAUGGCGGACACAAAGCAAAGCGGUGGGGAAAAAAAAUUAUGUGCAAGCAGAAUGAAAAAUCUAACGUAAAAAAAUAAAAUUUGUCUGCAGCCAGUGAAAUGUAAACUAAUGAUGUGUACGAUAACAAUAACAGUGAGACAAUAAUAUAUAUUUUAGUGUAACAAUUAUAAUGCGUACGGCUAGGCGAAGUAAUUAAAAUAUGACGCGAAAAUAUGAUUUCAACUUUGUGCAGGCACCACCAACAAAAUCAGUGUUUGUAAUGUCAGUGGAAAAUUGGCAAUUGCGUACGUUUAUGUAAAUGCAGAGAACGGGGGAUAAAAACAAAUUGCGAUUGCUACCAAAUAAAGAGUUUAUUAUUAACUGUGUAUUAACGAGCGCAUUCCCACUUCUCAGUGUCAGAGAAAUAUUGGGGAAAAAGAGGCGCGAAAAAUUCGCAACAAAAUGGUUGUCUCAAAAGACAACAAGCGUCGCCGUAAGGAAACGGAGACACCGCCAACGUCAUCGUCGGUGGCGGCGGCGGUGACUGUGGCUGUGGAGUCAUCACCCGAGAUGCCUAAAAGAACGAAGGUGCAAGCACAGCGUAAGUUCGCGCAGGGCCAGAGCGCGCCCAGCGCUGCGGGCCCAUUCAGUGCCGCCAGCGUCGCAGCAGCUGCAGCUGCAGCGGCAGCGUCUGGACCAAGCACAUCCACAGAAAGCCACCAGCCGCCAAUUGAGAUAUUGCCGAACAAGUGUCCUAAGCCGCAAGAUUUUUUGACAUUUCUCUGCUUUCGCGGCACCUCUGCGCUUCCAGCCCACUUGGACUAUUUGAAUCAGGGCAAAUCCAAACCAAACGAGCUCCCGCCGAGCAGCGACGCCAGCAACAACAACAACAGCAAGAAAAAGAACAACAGUAGCAGCAGCAGCAGCAGCAAGAAGAAGCGCGGCAGACCUGCCAAAACAGCAACAGCGAAAGCUGCCGUUGAGCAACUGCAGCAGCAGGAGGUGCAGCAGCAGGUGCCGCAGUUGGCGGCGAAUGAAAAAACGGCUAGUGAUAAAAUUGAGGCGGUGACGCCGCUGCCGGCGGCGCCUCUGCUGCUGGCGGGUGCUGUGCGCAAACGCGCCGAGGUGAUAGCCGAGGGCAAUAGACGUGGAGCAAGGCGUCCGGAGACAUUGAAACGUCGUUCGAAUCGCGCCAACAACAGGGAAAAGGAUGAUGAGCACGAGCAUCAAAAACGGGAUAAAGCUGAUGCAGCUGAGCACGGCAAAGAGGAUGAGGGGCAGGAGGAGGAGGAAGACGAUGACGAAUUCUUUUCGGCGCACGAUGCCAGCUCACGCAAUGGCGGCGGCGACGACACGCUUUCCAAGUCGGAAACAACGCACUCGAAUGCCAAGCGCGGACGCAGCCAAGCGGCGAGCAGAAAGGCAGCUGCAUCUCAUUCACCAGCUGCCACGGACCACAGCGCAGGCAAGGAUAAGGAAAAGGGGCCGGUGAAGCGUGUGCGGCAACGUGAAUCGCCCAUAUUUAUACCAUCACCCGAAUCUUCCGGUCGCAUGACACGACAACGUGCUUUUUUUGAGCCCGUCAAGGUGCCGCCCAAGCAGGAGCCGCAGGACAAGGAGCAGCAGGACAAGAAGAAGGAGAAGGAACUGCAGGAGCAGAAGAAAGCAGCCCCAACGACAGAGUCCAAGAAACAACAGCCCGAGAUCAGCAAGGAGAAAACGAACUCCAGCAUUUAUGCCAAAGACGCGGCCAAGCAGCAGCUCGAAAAUGGAGGCACAGCCACAGCUGCGGCAGCUGCUGAACAGCAGAAGGGUCUCAAUGUGUUCGACUUCAGCUCCGACGAUGAGCAGCCGCUGGCCAAGGCCAUUAAGCUGAAAAAGGGUGGCAAAAAGGGCGGGACUGCGGGAGCAGGAGCAGCAGCAGCAGCCACAACAAGCGCACGUGGACGCAAAUCAGCUGGGGGAUCGGCAAAAAAGCAGCAACGGGAAGAAGAGAAGGCAGCGACGUCUGCCGCGGCCAGCAAAGCAGAGGAACUGCCCAAAGCAAGGCGCGGCAAAGCGCUGAAAAAGAAAGCCGAGCAGCCGGGCGACGACGAAGAUGACGAUGACGACGAAGAGCCGGAACCGGAGCCAGAGUCAACGCCGCCGUCGCAAAAAAAGCAGGCCAACAACAAUUCGCGUCCAGUGCGUCGCCAGGCGCAGGCCAAAGCCCAAAAAGCCAACGAGCGAUCGGCCAGUCCCAGUCCGCAGCGUAGUCAGCGACCGUCCCGCAAAACGAAGGAGGCGGCGGCCAUCUACAUGGGCAUCAUUGGGCACAAGCUGCAGCUGGCCGAUGACGAGGAGGAUGAUCUCUCGCUGAGCAGCUUUCCGGACAUACCCAAUGUCAAGCAAAUGGAGAAAAUGGAAAAGGAGAUGAAGAAAAAUGCGACGGGCAAAACGAGCGAGGCUUCCGCCUCAAAAAAGUCGAACAAACCAACAGCAGCAGCAGCAACAAGUGAAGUAGCAUCUGCAUCUGCCGAGCCGCAGUCGCAGUCAGCGCCUGAGCCGGCAGCGCCGCCAGCCAGACGCGGAAGACCGCCCAAGCAGGCAAAAGGAGGGGGAGCUGGAGCAGGAGCAGGAGCAGCAACGGCGACAGCAGCGGGAAACGUCAAGCCGCAGAUUGAGGGCAUGCUGGUAAAAAAGGGUGCGCUGGCUUUGGCCAAAGCCAAGUCCGAACAGCAAAAAAACCAACAACAACAACAACAACAACAGCCGCAGCAGCAGCAGCAACAAGAAAAAGACGACUCCGAUGCGGAGGAGGAUUUUUUAAUCAACGAGGAGCUAAACGAAACGAAGCGCAAGCUGGAAAAGAGUUUUAGCGAUUCCGAUGAUGAGCCGCUGGCCAUAAAAGUGCCAACAGCAGCGGCCACAGCAGCUGCAGCUGCCGCAGCCGCAGCAACAACAACAACUGCAGCAGAAACAACAACAACAACAGCCGCUGCAACAACAACAACUACUCCAACAACAACAGCAGCAGCUAGUGCAGCAGCAUCGACAGCAGCAGCAACAACUGCGACGACAACAAUUGUCAAGCCACAGCUGAGUGCCACGCUCAGUGCCACGCCUAGUGCCACGCCCAACAACAGCCUGUCGAGCAGCACGCAGCUGACCAUGCUGCCGCUGACCACCAAGCCCAUGCCGUACUCAAUAUCGCCGCCCAGCUAUGCGUCCGCCGCAGCCACAUUGAAGGCCAUGGAAAAGAAGUCGCCGGUACCCACAUCGAAGAUACUCAAUGUGCCCGCCACGUAUGCGCUGCCAGGCGCCGGAGUUGGAGUUGGCGCUGGCGUUGGCGCUGUGGGCUUUGCCAAGACCUCGUCCUAUUUGCCGCAAGCAUCGCCGCACUAUCACACGCCCUAUGUCCGGCCGCCCACGUUUAGUGCCGUCGCUGCAGCGGCUGCUGCGGCAGCUGUGGGCAACAAGACGCCGCAGCAACCGCAGCAGCAGCAGGCGAAUUCAACGCUGGCCACAGCAGCGGGCACAGGUUCGUCUCCGCUGAAAUAUCAAACGCCGCCCACCACCUAUCCGCCGCCGAUCGAAGCCUAUCAGUGUCCCAAAAUAAAUCCCAAUUUCUUAACGCCCAAAUACGAGCGCAGCAGCGUCUUGCCGCGCGCCAACAACAUCAACAUCAACAACAGUUGCAACAGCAGCAACAGCGCCGCGGGCAACAGCAAUGUGCUGGGCAACAACAGCUUUACGACGCCGACAACGGCGCGUGGCACGCUCAACAGCCUGGCGACGCCCGUAGCAGCUGCUCCAAAACCUGUGGCAGUUAGUCAAAGUCAAAGUCUAAAUCUCAGUCUGACUGCAACACCGACGGCUGUGGCAUCCACAUCAGCAGCAGCAGCUGCUGCCGCCGCGCAGCAACAACAGCAGCAGCAGGUGUCGCCAACCACGCCCACAGCAACACCUGUAACUCAGCCCAGCAGCAGCAGCAACAAUAACAAUAACAGCAGCAGCAACAACAACAACAGCAGCAACAACAACAACAAUAACAAUAACAACAAUAAUGCAGAUCCGCUUAAGGAUGAAAUUGGCAGCAUCUUGGCGCAGGCAACGCUCAUGCCCAGCAAAGAGGAGUCGGGCAAGAUCUUUGGCAUAGCCAGCGUUAGUUUGGCGCAGAGUUCCGGCCCGGACAACACCAAGUGCACGCUGGGCAAAUGCGGUUCUAUACACAAACCGGUGCUGGGUCCCGUGGUGCCCACCGAGGGCUACUUUGGCGAUCAGCUGUCCAGCAAGGAGCGGCGCAAGGCCAAGGUGAACAUGACGCACGAGCAGAUACAAAAGUGGCUCAUCGAGUGUAGCUCGAAUCCGGACGAGAUCCAGGAUGAUCUGGACGAUGACUAUGAUGACAGCCUGCGUCCGCAGCAGGCGCAAACGCCGCCAGGUCCCACGCGCGACGACAAGGAGAGCACCAGCUUUAGCAGCUCCUCCAAGAACACGCGCGGCGAGCUCGGCAAAAGCGAGAGCGCCUGGUCGGCCAAAGGUCCAUCGCUGAAGGCCACCCCGGUGCUGGUCAGCACGGCAGCAGCAGCCGCAACAGCUGCCUGCAAUCGCAAGGAGACGGAAACGGAGCCGGAAACGCUGGACUUUGACAAGUGCGUAACGCCCGUGAAUCUGACGCAGAAAACGCAGCUGGAAUCAGCUGCUAGCGAGAAGAAGCCCAGCGAGAAGAAGCUCAAGAAUGCGGCCAACAAUAGCGUCAAGGCGGCGGCAGCAACAGCUGCUGCGGGCAGCAAACGCAGCUCCGCGGCGGCGACUCCAACGCCCAGCGCAACGCCCACACCGCCUCCGCCGCCGAGCAAACAGAAGGCGGCCAGCAAGAAGCAGGCAAAUGCCGCUGCAGCUGCAGCUGCAUCAAAGCUUUCCACGCCGCCGCCCACCAACAGCAGCAGCAGCAACAACACGCCAGCAACAGGACCGACAACGCCGGUCAAACGCACGCCCGUCUAUCAGAGCCAGACAAGGGACAAGGGCAAAGCCCAGGCGCAGGCGGACAACAAGCAGCAGUCGGGGAAAACGGCCGAAAAGACUUCGGUGUAUGCUUUUGGCAAGGAUGAGGAGGCAGCUGCAACUGUUGCGGGCAAGGCGACAAAUCGGCGUCGCAACGCGGACAACGAAACAGCGGCGCCGCCGCCGGCGCUCAGCGAGCGUUCGCCCACAAAGAAACGCGCCGCGGCAGCAGCGGCUGCGACGGCGGUUCAACUGACGCUCAGUCCCACGGAUAAGCUGGAGAAGCCCAAGGCAGCAGCCGCAGCAGCGCGCAAAAAGCAGCAGCAGCAGCAACAACAACAACAGGCAACAGCAGCUGCUGCAGCAGCGGCAGCCACAGCUGCCAGCGCUGGCGGAGAUUCGGACGCAGAGGGCGCCACCUUCUAUAUACCGCUGCUGCAAGGCGCCAGCGGCGGCGGCGAGGGUGGCAUCCAAGGCGUGGCCGUCAAGCUGGGACGCGAGGGACCCGAUGGGCCAAACCAGAAGGUGGUCAUGCAGGCGACGCUCGUCACGAAGGCGCAAAUGGACAGCAACUCCUCAAAGCCGCUGCCGGACAAUGAACUGGUCAAAACGCUGCUGAAUGCGGCAAAUGAUUCAGCUGCUUCUGCAACCGCCGGCAACAGCCACAAAGCCAGCACCUCAGCAGCCGCAGCAGCAGCUGCGACGGCGGCGACAGCAGCUGGUGGCCUGGUGCGCGUCAAUUCCAACUCUUCGCUCUUCUCGGGCUCAGGGAAGUCGCGAACAGCUGCUGCAGCAGCGGCUGCGAGCAACGCCCUGGCCAAGAAGUACAAAGACGAUACGCCCAUUAAGAUGGCCAAUAAUACGGCAUUCCCGCGACACGAUGAUCCCACGCAAAUGGUCGAGGCGCCCAUAUUUAAGCCCACCGAAAAGGAGUUUGCCGAUCCCAUCGAGUUCAUCGAACGUAUCACGCCCAUUGCAGCCAGAUUUGGCAUCUGCAAGAUCAUACCGCCGGCCAGCUUCAAGCCUGAGUGCCGCAUCUCGGACGAGAUGCGCUUCACGGCAUACAACCAGUACGUGCAUAAGAUGCUGCAUCGCUGGGGACCCAGUGCCAAGGAGCUGAGUGCCAUUAAAAAGUAUUUGGCCACGCAGAGCAUUGUGAUGAAUCAUGCACCAUGGAUUGGCGGCAUGGAGGUGGAUCUGCCGCGUCUGUAUCACACGGUGCAGGAGCUCGGCGGCCUCAAAGAGGUCAUCGAGAAGAAGAAGUGGGCGCGCGUGGCCGAAGAGAUGUGCAUACCGAAACUAGCACAGGAUCGGGUGACCAAACUGGAUGACAUCUACUGCAAGUAUUUGUUGCCCUACGAUACUCUCUCCCCGGCGGAAAGACAGAAGCUCUUUGACGAGGUCGAAGCCGAUUGGGCCAAGCGUGAGGCACGCGCACGUCGCAAUGCGGAUCGUUUUGUGAAUAGCACCGAGAGCGUUUCGAACGAGGAGGAUGAUGUGUCGACGGACGAGGAUGAGGAGUCCGAGGAGGAGAUCGAUGGCGUUUCAAUGGAGUGUAUUGUUAAGGGUCGCAGCAUGGCGCUCAGCCAAUUCUAUCGCAUAGCGCGCAACACAAUGGCCCUCUGGUUCAAGAGCACCGAUCCCACGGUCAACGAGGUGGAGGCGGAAUUCUGGCGUCAUGUUGCCGUGCGCGACAGUCAUGUGUGUGUGCAUUCCGGGUCCAUUGAUAGCUCCGGCUGGGGCUACGGCUUUCCCAGUCCGGGGCCGAAGGGCAAGGGCUCGAAUUAUGCGCGACAUCCCUGGAACCUCAAAGUACUUACCAACAAUGCGGGUUCUGUGCUGCGCUCUCUGGGACCUGUAAUGGGCGUUACGGUGCCUACGCUCCAUGUGGGCAUGCUCUUUUCCGCCUGUUGUUGGUAUCGUGAUCCGCACGGCUUGUCCUGGAUCGAGUAUCUGCAUACGGGCGCCUCCAAGCUAUGGUAUGGCAUACCCGACGAUCAGAGCGCCAAUUUCCGUUCGGCGUUGACCUCACUGAUACCGACGCACUGUCAGAACAAGACAAUCUGGUUGCCCUGUGAUACGGUGAUGGUGCCUCCGCACAUGCUGACCGAUCGCGGCGUUUCCCUGUGCCGCAUCGAGCAGAAGCCGGGCGAGUUUAUUGUUGUCUUUCCGCGCGCCUAUACCUCCAGCCUGGCCACGGGCUAUGUGGUCUCGGAGAGCGUUUAUUUUGCUACCAUGUCGUGGCUGGAUCUGGCAAAGGAUGAUUUCAGGGACAUUCAUGAGAGCUGUGAACCGGCCAUGUUCUCUUUGGAGCAGCUGCUCUUCGCCUUGGGCUAUGAUCAGCGCGUCAAUUCGGACACAUUACAACAGAUGCUGCCCAUGCUAAACGAGGUCUGCGAGAAGGAAUCGGCGGCACGCGAGCAGCUCAGAGCCGCUGGCGUCACAUCCACGGAAAAGGUGCAGGCGGAGAAGGGCCAAAAGGCGAAAAAGCAGCAGCAGCCGCCUCACAAAUCAAUCGAGAGCGAAUGCGAUCUGUGCCGCGCAAAUUUGUAUAUAUCGAUGGUGCGCACCGAGGAGGGCAACGUCUACUGCCUGCAGCAUGCUUUAAAAAAUCUCAACAAUGGUAAUAUUCAGGCCAAGCAAUGCAAACUAAUCUAUGCGUAUAAUGUGGACGACAUACAGCAGCUGAUACGCCAGCUCCAGGAGAAGAUCCAGCACAAGGCGGCCGUCAAGAAAAAGUAGCAGCGUCGGCGUCGCUACUAAACCAGCAGCGCAAUAAAGAUUAAGGAGGCGAUAAACGAUCCAAAACAUUUUAAGCGGCAGCGUUUAAAAAUAUUUGUACAUACAGCUACAUAUGCAUAAAUGUAUUUAUAAAUAUUGUAGUAUAUACAUACAUAUAUAUAUAUAUAUAUAGAUUUGUAGGUUUUUCAGCGUGGCAAUGCUUGCAAUUUGACUAGUUUAUACAGACAUAAAUAUAUAUGCAACGAUUUGUGUGUAUAUAUAUAUAUAAAUAUAUAAAGCAACUAAUAUGUUUAAGUAACGCGUUUGCAAUGAAUUUUGUUUUCCA